AUGGCCAUUUCUCCGGCCGACCAGUACGAGGUCUCGCCGGCCACCAAGGACGAGGCCGACAUGGACGUCCACGAGCAGCGCUAUGAAAACAUUGAUGCCGCGCCACUGGCGUUGGACGCCAGCGACGGCAAGCUGACCAAGGAAAUCAUCCUGGCCUACUUUGCGCUGUGCUGCCAGAUCAACGCCUACAUUAUGACCCUGCUCGUGCCGGGCGCCAUGCUGACGGCCAUCAACGCUGACCUUGGCCCCGACAACAACUAUACCUGGAUCACGCUCUGCUGGCCGCUCGGUGCCUCCGUGUUCGUCUCCAUUGGUGGCCGUCUCACCGACAUCUUUGGCCGUCGCUACUUUAUGAUUACUGGUGCGCUCAUCUCGAUUGCUGGCACGCUUGUGGGUGCCAAUGGCAAGAGCAUUCCCAUGAUGAUCGUCUCGGGCGCGCUCUUUGGUGUCGGCAGCGGCUUCCAGGAGCUGUGCUACGCCUGCGCGCAGGAGAUUGUGCCCAACCGCUAUCGAGUCAUGGCCGUCGGCGGCCUCGACGUGUCGCUGGCCUUGGCCUUUUCGAGCCCCGUCGUGGCCUACGCCAUUGCCGGCUACCACCCCAGCGUCGGCUGGCGCGGCGCCUACUGGUACCUGUUUGCCUUUCACACGUUUGCCUUUGUGAUGCUGGUGCUCUUCUACCGGCCGCCCGACUACAAGACGAAGCACCGCGAGGACGGCAAGACGCGCUGGCAGCUGUUGGCGGAGCUCGACUACGUUGGCCUGCUCCUGUUCUUGGCCGGCGGCGUGCUGUUUCUGCUGGGCAUCAACUUUGGCGGCCGCACCUACCCCUGGAACUCGGCGGGCUGCAUUGCGCCCAUUGUCGUGGGUUUCUGCUGCUUCGUGGCCGUCGGCUUCUGGUGCGCCUACGCCGACCUCAAGUACCCGCUGUUCCCGCCCAAGCUGUUCAAGCAGGUGCGCGAGUUCGACAUGGUCAUUGUCGUGUGCUUUGUGGGCGGCAUGCUCUACUACAGCAUGAACGUGCUGUGGCCGCGCCAGUCGCAGGCCUUUUUUAUUAGUGCCGACACGCCGGUGGUCAUGAAGGGUGUCUGGGCCAUCAUCUUCUCGUGCGGCACCUGGGUGGCCGGUCUCGUGACGGUGUUUGUCUGCUCGCGCCUGCACCACGAGAAGUGGCAGCUCGUCGCCUUUACCGUGGUGCAGACGGCCCUCAUCGGCUCGAUGGCCUCGGUGGGCUCGGACGACGAGACACAGGCCAUUGUCACCGUCGUCAUCACGGCCGCCACCAUCACGCCGCCGCAGCUGCUCUCGUUUACGAUGCUGUCCUUUGGUCUCGCGGACCAGCGGGACCUGGGCGUCGCGGUCGGCCUGGCCGGCACCUUCCGCCUCUUUGGCGGUGCCGUCGCCACCGCCAUCUACACGGCCAUCUACUCCAACCGCCAGCUGCAGACGCUCCCCGGCUUCAUGACCGAGGCCAUCCAGCAGUCCGGCGUGCCCUUCUCAGACGCCCUGCUGAGCAGCCUGGUCAAGGCGGCCGCGACGAACACGCUGGCGGCCUACGAAAAGGUCGCGGGCGUCACGCCGGAGCUGGCGGCGCUGGCCGUCAACGCCACGAAGCAGUCGUACGUCAAGGGUUUCAGCCUGGUGUACUUGGUGGCGAUUGCGUUUGGCGUGCUGGCGACGGGCGCGGCGCUGUGCACGGUCAGCACGGACCGGGCGAAGAAGAACAACGAGCGGGCGGUGGUGAUGAUGAACGAGGUCGACAAGUACCCGACGGCCAAGGCGGUAUGA
Sporothrix brasiliensis 5110 is the source of this 1785-nucleotide messenger RNA. RefSeq lists its product as uncharacterized. Lineage: Eukaryota; Fungi; Ascomycota; Sordariomycetes; Ophiostomatales; Ophiostomataceae. The record is from RefSeq and is a predicted model, not a curated record. The transcript has a single exon. Gene Ontology annotation, molecular function: transmembrane transporter activity. The coding region runs from base 1 to 1785 and encodes 594 amino acids. Gene Ontology annotation, biological process: transmembrane transport.